Botrytis cinerea B05.10 is the source of this 930-nucleotide messenger RNA. RefSeq lists its product as hypothetical. Lineage: Eukaryota; Fungi; Ascomycota; Leotiomycetes; Helotiales; Sclerotiniaceae. Gene Ontology annotation, cellular component: ribonuclease MRP complex. The transcript is spliced from 2 exons. The record is from RefSeq and is a predicted model, not a curated record. Gene Ontology annotation, molecular function: rRNA primary transcript binding. Gene Ontology annotation, biological process: nuclear-transcribed mRNA catabolic process, RNase MRP-dependent; maturation of 5.8S rRNA from tricistronic rRNA transcript (SSU-rRNA, 5.8S rRNA, LSU-rRNA). The coding region runs from base 131 to 862 and encodes 243 amino acids.
GAAUUUCUAAAUACUAAACCACGCACAACGAUGACGCUUCCACACAAGUUGAGCCUCAGCAAUUCAUAGAUUUCUCAAACCCAAGGAGACAAACCAUUAAGUCAACCAGUACUUUGAAUUUACAGCGAGAAUGAACACAUUAACCCCAAACCCACAUCAUGCAUCCCUUCUCUCACUCACUCACCUCCUCCACCUCACACACCACCGCAAUAAAAACCAACACCGUCUCUCAAAAUGGUACAUAUCCUUUGGAAUCCUCCGCCGCCAAGUAUCUCGUCUUCUAUCCAUUAUCCCAGAACAUGUGAUGGAAUCAUCACGUGGAAAAGUGAAAGGGAAAGCUCGGGAACGAAAAGAGAGGGAAGAGAGGGAAUUACAGAGUUUGGUUAAAUUUAUUCAAGAGGAUGUGGUACCGGGAUGUUAUCUGGCAUUUAGUCAAUUAGUGGCCAAUAAUCAAUAUGCUACGUUGGGAUUAAUGUUAAUGGGAUGUUUGGCCCGAUUGUAUAAAGUUCUUGGUGCACUGAGAGUUUUAACUGCAGAGGAAAUCGCCGAACAAGCAGGAGUUGUGAAAGAGACGCCGCAGUUGAAUGAAGCAGAGAUAGUCGAGGAUAUGGGCGAGAAGAUCAUGAGGGAUGUUCCAGUUUCAGAGGUGGAAGAUAGUCAAACAGUGGAGAGGAAAGAGGAAGACGACACUGAUGUUAAGAAAGCGAAACCAAAGAAGAGGAAACAGGAUGGUGAAGUAGUGGAGUCGAAGGCUUCUAAGUUAGCAUCAUCAUCAGAUUCGAUACCGGCGAAACCACCGAAGAAGAAGAGGAAAAAGAAGGGCGGAGACGCUAUCGAAGAUCUGUUCGCCGGUUUGAUUUAAUUCUAGGAAUAAUUAGUGAAUUUGAUACCCCUAUUGAGCAACAAUACAAGCGAGUAAAUUUUGAUUCA